AAAUCUCCCAUAAUUUACUUAGUUAGUAUAAUAUAUAUGAUUCUCAUUGGGAAACCAUUUAUUUUUUUGAUUCAUUUAUCACUGAUAUUCCGAUCGUUAUCACAAAGUGUUGAUGGAGUAUAUCGUGGAUUUCCUGAUUCAUGGAAUGGUGAUCAAUUCAAAAGAAUCAAAUGCCCAUCAAAGAAUAUUCCAGUUUUUCUUGAUGGAUAUUUCUUAUGUCAGUUUUCUGCCUCUUAUGGUAAUCUUUCUGAAUCACCUGGCCGAAAAUUAACCCAUAUGAAUGAUGCGAUCGGUGCGGUUGGAUCAUUCCAAAUCAGUAAUGGCCAAGUUUAUUUUUCUGCACAAUACUACCCAUCUCGCCCAUAUAAAAUAUGGGAAUUUUAUAAUCGUAACAUGUCACAAACAUUUGUACCAUGGGCGAGAUUUUCCGCCUACAACAGAACUAGUAAGGAAAUACCAGAAAAUAUUGAUUCAGCGCCGUUUCAUCCGAAUUUAAAUUUCUGGAAAAUUGGCAAGCGCAUUGUUGCUGGAACAGAAGCACCUCAAUGGAUUGGAUAUGAAUUUGAUGUGCGAACAUUAUCUAACUUCAAAUUGUUGAAUUUAUUUGAAGAUAAUCGUAUAUUUAAAAAUGCCCAUACGUCAAUUAUUCCUUUGUCGAUGUCGAUCCACGAAAGGAUUGACUCGAAUGGAAUUCUAUGGGCUUCUUUCUUCGCUGUUGAUUCAAAAGAUAUGAAAUUUUACCAAGGCGUUUUUAUUAUCGAACCAAGCGGAGUGCGCAAAGUCGUCGGUUUAUACAAUUUUAGUGAAAUAGAUAUUCACAGUUGCACGGAAAAUGAUGAAUAUAACGGAGAAUUAUCUGAUCUUCCUGGUUAUGUGCACUCAAUUACAUCUACAGAAAACUAUAUUGUUAUACCAAUAACUUCACUUUUGCUGAAUCCAUGCAAACUUAAGGAACCGCCGAUUAAUGAAGAUUCUGAAAUUCAAAAUGGUGGAAUAUGGGGCAUGGAUUUUUAUGAGAUGGCGCCAUUAAGAUUCUUGAUAUUUGAUAAAAAUACUGGACAAUGGAGUACAGAAAAACCUCUCGAAGCCUUUCCAUCUAUGUUUAUCACGCAUCAAAUCAACGCUUUUGAAAAGGAAGGAAUAAUAAUGGCCGAUAUGGUUGCUUACGAAAAUGAUGACCCGUUCAUAAAAUAUUUCUCCACAGAUUUUCUUACGACACAAAUUUAUCCGAAAACCGCUCGGCUUCUCCGUUUUUCGUUAGAUAUCAACAAUAAUCGAGUCAUGUAUAAUUAUCUUCUAAGCAAGGGAACCACUGCAACCGAUUUUCCUCAAAUUAAUUAUGAAUAUAACGAAAAGCCAUAUCAGUGGGCUUAUGUUUUAAAUCAUCCAUUUGCUGCAGAUAAUUAUAUCAUAAAAAUCAAUGUGAACGAUCCAUCAGGAACCAAAAAUAAGGUUUUCAAAUCGCAUAGACUGGUUUUACACGAACCGUUUUUUGUUUCAAAACCUGGUGCUCGAAAUGAAGAUGCUGGUAUCCUUAUUGUUAGAGCUCUCGAUUUAAGGCAAAAUAAAGGUGUGUUGCUAAUUGUUGAUGCGGUUUCAAUGACUGAAAUCGGAAGAGCUAAUGUCUCCAUAAAUAUUCCAUUUGGAUUUCAUAAUCGCUUUUUCACUAUGAAAAACAGUAUGGAAAAUUUAGAUCCAAAAGCCAAUCUAAAAACUCCUAAAGCAAUGUGGUAUGCAAACCGUUUAACGGCCACAACAACACAAAGUUAUCGUAGAACCAAUAGAACCGCUUCAAGUAAGAUUUACUAA
Dracunculus medinensis (Guinea worm) is the source of this 1809-nucleotide messenger RNA. The record is from the annotation of a GenBank genome assembly. NCBI's taxonomy places the organism in Eukaryota, Metazoa, Nematoda, Chromadorea, Rhabditida, Dracunculidae.